Empidonax traillii (willow flycatcher) is the source of this 1562-nucleotide messenger RNA. It is a transcript of the gene DHRS7C, whose product is annotated as dehydrogenase/reductase 7C. Lineage: Eukaryota; Metazoa; Chordata; Aves; Passeriformes; Tyrannidae. Gene Ontology annotation, biological process: regulation of release of sequestered calcium ion into cytosol by sarcoplasmic reticulum. The record is from RefSeq and is a predicted model, not a curated record. Gene Ontology annotation, molecular function: all-trans-retinol dehydrogenase (NAD+) activity. Bases 216 to 1151 code for a protein of 311 amino acids. The transcript has 7 exons. Gene Ontology annotation, cellular component: sarcoplasmic reticulum membrane.
AGGUCAGGCAUUUGGAUCACACUGGAUGCUAUAUUUACUCUGGCUGUGCCUCUCUCACAGGGCUGUAUAUAGCCAUUCUCAUUCAGGGCAAGCAGCCUCAACAAAUCAAUGCUCUAUGAAAUUGCUAAAGGAUCUUAAUUAAACCUGUAAUACAAAGGUUUACAAAAAUACAGUAGAAUACUUUAUCUGUUAUCUGGAGUCUUCAUAGCCAUAAGAUGGGUAUUCUUGCUGUAUUUGCUCUACCAUUGCUUCUCUUAGGGAUCAGUGGAAUUAUUUAUAUUUACCAGUCAGUCAGGUGGCUUUUGUCCAAGUCAGCGGUGCAAAACAAGGUGGUGGUGAUUACGGAUGCCAUUUCUGGACUAGGCAAGGAAUGUUCUCGUGUGUUUCACUCAGGAGGAGCAAGGCUUGUGUUGUGUGGCAGGACAUGGGAAAAGUUAGAAGCCUUGUAUGAUGCCUUAAUUAGCGUGACAGACCCAAGCAUGACAUAUGCGCCAAAGCUCAUACUUCUGGAUAUCUCAGACAUAAACUGCAUUCGAGAUGUAGCCAAGGAAAUCCUGAAUUGCUAUGGCUGUGUGGAUAUACUAAUCAACAAUGCAAGUAUGAAGGUGAAAGGAGCAGUGCAGAGCAUUUCACUGGAACUUGAUAAAAAGAUAAUGGAUGCCAACUAUUUUGGACCUAUAACAUUAACCAAAGCCAUUCUUCCCAACAUGAUCUCAAGAAGAACUGGCCAAAUUGUUCUCAUUAAUAGCAUUCAAGGGAAAAUAGGAAUCCCAUUUCGUGCAGCCUAUGCUGCCUCCAAGCAUGCUGCUGUAGGUUUUUUUGAUUGUCUUAGAGCUGAAAUGGAAGAAUUUGAUAUUUCUGUCAGCACUGUGAAUCCAACCUUCAUCUGUUCAUACCAUCGCCAACCAGCACCUGGCAACUGGGAGGCGUCUAUUUGGAAAUUCUUUUUCAGGAAGGUGGCAUAUGGUGUACACCCAGUGGAGGUAGCAGAGGAAGUCUUGCGCACAGUGAGCAGGAAGAAGCAGGAGGUGCUUAUGGCCAACCCUAUCCCCAGAGCAGCAGUGUACAUUCGAACCUUCUUCCCUGAGCUGUUUUUUGCCAUUGUUGCCUCAGGUAUUAGGGAAAAGUUAAAGACAGAGGAGGAAAAAUGAUUUUGUUCAGUUAUUUUCACUGGGUUUGACUUGAAAAAAAAGUUUGUUUCAAAUUUCAGUGAUUUCUGCUGCUUGCUGUGGGUAGAAUAAAGCUACUACCACUGACAUUCAUUCAUGGAACUUCUACUCUUCUGGAUUUAGGGAAUAUGAGAUGUCAUUUUUUACAGUAGAACAGUAUGGGAAAAGCCCUACUAGGAACUCUGUCACUGUAUAAUACAGUGAUUCCCAAUCUAAGUCAAAGUUUGGGGACAUGCAAUAAAUCACCAGAAAAAUCUGUUAGUGCUAGAAAUGAUGGGAACUUACAGGAACAAAGAGAUGGGGAAGCAGGGAUAUGUGCGAGAGAGAGGAGUAAAAACCAAUGGAAAACGCAGUUAAAGCCUGGCUCAGAGUGUUCCUCAGAUAAGCUUUCUG